UUUUUGAUGCUGAAGUUUCCAAGUUCUAUAAAAGACCGUAACUUCGACGAAACACUGAAAAUCGUGAAAGUCAAACUACAACUGAAGAGGUUACAUUAACUCCCUGCAUUAUACUAUGUUUCACUGAACAACAUGACGUCAAAGCCACUGUGCAUUUUGUUCUUGAGCAUCCUCGCUCUUAAUGUUCUCCUGCCGGACUCAUUAGCAACAAAUACAAACGAUGAGUGCAGCCAAGAUGAUGCACCAAUUUGUAUAGCCUAUAAAAGAUAUUGUAAUGAUCCGGAUGGAGCGUUUGCACCUGUUAUUGCGCGCUGUCCACACAUGUGUAGGAGGUGCCCCAAUGACUGUAGACAGCCCGAUGCACAAUAUUGUAUAUCGGUAGUCUAUAAAAAAUAUUGUGAUAAUCCGGAUGGAGCGUUUGCACAAGAAAUGGCGUACUGUCCACACAUGUGUGGGAGAUGCCCCUGUGGGUAA
Molecule: messenger RNA, 474 nt
Organism: Anneissia japonica
Lineage: Eukaryota; Metazoa; Echinodermata; Crinoidea; Comatulida; Comatulidae
Exons: 4
Coding region: 133-474 (113 amino acids)
Source: RefSeq, a predicted model, not a curated record